GCUAAGUAAACAUGGCGAGCCUCGCAGAUGUCGGCAGGAAGCUCCUGGAAUUUAAAGCCAGAUCAAAUAGAUCAGAUUUGUGAAUUAGCUGAGAGAGAAAAGAGGGAGAGAGACAGAGACGAUUGGCCUUAAUUUCACCUUUUGAGAAUGGCUGUUUCAGUGCCUGCGGUAACCCGGCCCCAUCGGGAAGUCCUCAGAAUCGGUUCCAUCUAUGAACCUAUGAAACUGGCUAAUCUCGAGCAUGAUGAUGAACCCCUGUGGGAGAAGCUGGACCAUUACUAUAAUGCUGGUGGAGGAGUUUAAAAAUGAUCCCAGCCCCUCGAAGUGCCUGCACUCUGUGUUCGAUGUGGACACCGGCGACGAGGUUUACACAUACAAAGACUAUCACCACCUACAGAUCGAUGCUGUGUCUCUGUUCCUGCUGUACCUGGUAGAGAUGAUCUGCUCUGGUCUGCAGAUCAUUUACAACACUGAUGAGGUCUCCUUCAUCCAGAAUCUGGUGUUCUGCGUGGAGAGAGCCUACAGGGUGCCUGACUACGGCAUGUGGGAGCGAGGCAGCAAAUACAACAAUGGCAGCACGGAGCUGCACUCCAGUUCUGUGGGUCUCGCCAAAGCUGCUCUGGAGGCCAUCAAUGGAUUCAAUCUGUUUGGAAACCAGGGCUGCUCGUGGUCCGUGAUAUUUGUGGAUCUGGACGCCCACAACAGGAACAGGCAAACCCUCUGCUCACUGCUGCCAAGAGAGUCUCGCUCCCAUCUUUUUGAUGGGAUCGAGUGCGAGUUUCCCAUGUUUUUCAUCUACAUGAUGAUUGACGGGGUGUUCAGAGGGAAUAAGGCACAGGUCAAAGAAUACCAAGACCUCCUUGAACCCAUCAUUUUCCGGUCUUAUGAGGGUCAUGUUGUGAUUCCCAAAUACUACUAUGUACCGGCUGACUUUGUGGAGGCUGAGCAGAACAAACAUGGGAGCCAGAAGCGUUUCCCAAGCAACUCAGGCCGUGACGGAAAGAUGUUCUUAUGGGGUCAAGCUCUGUAUAAUAUUGCCAAGCUUUUAGUGGAUGAACUAAUCAGCCCUAAAGACAUUGAUCCCAUUCAUCGAUAUGUGCCGCGGCAGGAUCAGCGCAAUGUCAGCAUGCGGUACUCGAACCAGGGACCCAUAGAGAACGAUGUUGUGAUUCAUGUGGCCCUGAUAGCAGAAAGCCAGAGGCAUACCGUUUUCUAGCCAUCAAUCAGAAGCUGGGGUUGAGUGGACGUCCAGAUAGACCCGUGGGCUGCAUUGGGACCUGCAAGAUUUAUCGUAUCUUGGGCAAGACGGUGGUGUGCUAUCCAAUAGUGUUUGAUCUAAGCGACUUUUACUUGUCACAAGAUGUUAUGCUGCUGAUUGAUGACAUUAAGAAUGCCUUGCAGUUCAUCAAACAGUGCUGGAAGAUGCAGGGACGUCCCCUCUUCCUGGUUCUCAUCCGUGAGGAUAAUAUCAAAGGGAGUCGCUUCAACCCGGUCUUGGACAUGCUGGCGUCCUUCAAGAAAGGCAUCCUUGGUGACGUCAAAGUUCACGUGGACAGACUGCAGACCCUAAUAUCCGGGGCAUUCGUGGAGCAAUUGGACUUUCUGCGUGUCAAUGAAGCAGAAAUCCCAGAGUUUAAGAGCUUCGAGGAGCUGGAGCUGCCAAAGCACUCAAAGGUGAAGAGACAGACGAGCACUCCGAACGCCUCAGACCUGGAGCAGCAGCCGGAGAUCAGCGUGGAGGAGUGGCAGAACAAACCCACCCAUGAGAUCCUGCAGAAGUUUCACGAGAGCGGCUGCUUAGCCAGUCAGGCGCAACUUGCCAGCAUCCUUCUCAGGAGAGAAGGACCUGACUUUCUUGAAAAAGAUGAGAACCUGAUGGAGGAACUGGAGAGAAUCUACAGAAGAGCUGGCAGCAGAAAACUUUGGCUGGCAGUGCGGCGCGCUGCUGCCAUUACCAAGAAGUUUGCCAGCUCUAUAGCGCCUCACAUCACCACAAUUCUGGUGCAUGGGAAACAGGUAAUGGUCAGGCACAGAUGGAGGAAACACCCCCGCAUGCAUCAGCUGGCUAACUAG
Molecule: messenger RNA, 2073 nt
Organism: Nematolebias whitei (Rio pearlfish)
Lineage: Eukaryota; Metazoa; Chordata; Actinopteri; Cyprinodontiformes; Rivulidae
Gene: phkb
Product: phosphorylase kinase, beta
Biological process (GO): glycogen metabolic process
Cellular component (GO): phosphorylase kinase complex
Molecular function (GO): calmodulin binding
Source: RefSeq, a predicted model, not a curated record